Molecule: messenger RNA, 625 nt
Organism: Macroventuria anomochaeta
Lineage: Eukaryota; Fungi; Ascomycota; Dothideomycetes; Pleosporales; Didymellaceae
Exons: 1
Coding region: 97-549 (150 amino acids)
Biological process (GO): proteolysis
Molecular function (GO): metallopeptidase activity
Source: RefSeq, a predicted model, not a curated record
GUCAGGGGGAACCGCGCGAAGCAGUAAGAAAUCGGUAUAUUGUGUUGUUCUUAUUCAGUAUUCUGUGAUUGCCUCUCACCCGGCAGUCCUGUUUACAUGACGUAUGUCUCGUGCAGUCAAGAGCAGGAGGUGCCUGUUGAAAUAGGUAAGAGCACUGCACCAACACACGUGGCACACAUGACCUCUAUACUCCAUAAACAGUCACAAUUAGAGCCCCAAAAGCCAACACAACAAAGAGUAGAGGGGAGCAGAUCUGGAUCGAUGCGAAAAGCGGUGGACGCCGCUGUUCGCAAGAUGAGCGAGACCAAAAGUGAAGAGAACGCGGAGGCGCUCUGGUUUUCAAGACUGGCGAGGACCGUGAGCCAUGAGCUUGCGCAUUGUUUCGCGUUCGAUCAUUGCGUAUAUUAUGCGUGUAAUUCGCAGGGUACGGCAGGACUGAGGGAGGAUGUGAGGCAGCCACCUUAUUUGUGUCUGGCGUGCGAGACAAAGAUCAGUCAUGCUAUAGUGGUUGAAGGUUUGAAUGGAAGUGAGGAGAGGAGGAAGGCCUAGCUUCGGAACCGGUGCGCGAAGUUGCGAGAGUUCUGCAAGAGCGUUGAGAGGAACAGAAAAGGGACUGCGAUAUGGA